UUCCUUUGUUCAGUCUAUGUCCCGAUGUGCACAGAGAAGAUUAACAUCCCCAUAGGUCCCUGCGGUGGCAUGUGCCUCUCUGUCAAAAGAAGGUGCGAACCCGUUUUAAAAGAAUUUGGAUUUGCCUGGCCGGACAGCCUAAACUGCAGCAAAUUCCCACCCCAGAAUGAUCACAACCACAUGUGCAUGGAGGGCCCAGGAGAUGAAGAGGUUCCCCUUCACGGCAAGACCUCCUUGCAGCCUGGGGAAGAGUGCCACAGCAUGGGAUCUAACUCGGAUCAGUACAUCUGGGUGAAGAGAAGCUUGAACUGUGUCCUGAAGUGUGGCUACGACGCCGGUCUCUACAGCAGGUCAGCUAAGGAAUUCACAGAUAUCUGGAUGGCUGUGUGGGCCAGUCUUUGCUUCAUCUCUACUGCCUUCACAGUCCUGACCUUCCUGAUUGAUUCAUCCAGAUUUUCCUACCCGGAGCGCCCAAUCAUCUUUUUGAGCAUGUGCUACAAUAUUUAUAGCAUUGCUUAUAUUGUGAGGCUAACUGUGGGCCGGGAAAGGAUAUCCUGUGAUUUUGAAGAGGCAGCAGAACCUGUUCUUAUCCAAGAAGGUCUUAAGAACACAGGAUGUGCUAUAAUUUUCUUGCUCAUGUAUUUUUUCGGGAUGGCUAGCUCCAUCUGGUGGGUUAUUCUCACACUGACAUGGUUUCUGGCUGCAGGACUCAAGUGGGGCCAUGAAGCUAUAGAAAUGCACAGCUCUUAUUUCCAUAUUGCAGCCUGGGCUAUCCCCGCGGUGAAGACCAUUGUCAUUUUGAUUAUGAGACUAGUGGAUGCAGAUGAGCUCACUGGUCUGUGCUACGUUGGGAACCAGAACCUGGAUGCACUGACGGGCUUUGUCGUCGCCCCGCUUUUUACCUACCUGGUUAUUGGGACUUUAUUCAUUGCAGCGGGACUCGUGGCCUUAUUUAAAAUCAGGUCUAAUCUCCAGAAAGAUGGAACUAAAACCGACAAACUGGAAAGGCUGAUGGUCAAAAUUGGUGUCUUUUCAGUUCUGUACACUGUCCCAGCAACAUGUGUCAUCGCCUGUUAUUUCUACGAAAUAUCCAAUUGGGCCAUUUUCCGCUAUUCGGCAGAUGAUUCCAAUAUGGCAGUGGAGAUGCUCAAAAUCUUUAUGUCCCUCCUGGUGGGUAUUACAUCAGGGAUGUGGAUCUGGUCAGCCAAGACUCUGCACACGUGGCAGAAGUGCUCGAACAGACUGGUGAACUCAGGGAAAGUGAAACGGGAGAAGAGAGCAGAUGGUUGGGUGAAACCUGGAAAAGGGAACGAGACUGUGGUAUGAGAAAAGCACGACAUCCUGGCGUUCUGACUGUUCUCCCGUGAAGGACUGAUCAUGUGUAAGCAUUGAGGAGAGUGGGGAGACAGUUACACAACAUGUCUCUGGGGGAAGGAGAAAAAAAAAGCCUUAAAGAAUAAACAACAAAAAGAUUGU
This is a messenger RNA of Apaloderma vittatum (bar-tailed trogon), 1476 nucleotides long. It is a transcript of the gene FZD4, whose product is annotated as frizzled class receptor 4. Gene Ontology annotation, molecular function: Wnt-protein binding; Wnt receptor activity. The record is from RefSeq and is a predicted model, not a curated record. Gene Ontology annotation, biological process: canonical Wnt signaling pathway; retina vasculature morphogenesis in camera-type eye; non-canonical Wnt signaling pathway. NCBI's taxonomy places the organism in Eukaryota, Metazoa, Chordata, Aves, Trogoniformes, Trogonidae. Gene Ontology annotation, cellular component: plasma membrane. The transcript has a single exon. The coding region runs from base 25 to 1326 and encodes 433 amino acids.